Capra hircus (goat) is the source of this 5850-nucleotide messenger RNA. RefSeq names its product cilia and flagella associated protein 74 (gene CFAP74). The coding region runs from base 165 to 5528 and encodes 1787 amino acids. NCBI's taxonomy places the organism in Eukaryota, Metazoa, Chordata, Mammalia, Artiodactyla, Bovidae. The record is from RefSeq and is a predicted model, not a curated record. The transcript has 40 exons.
UUGGCGGGGGGUGAGCGGGCACCCCCGCCCUGAAAUGGAGCCGUCCGUUGCCAUGGAGCUGCCCGCUCCAAACCGCGCCGCCAGCGGACUCGGAGGAGCUUCUCCGCCCAGAUCCCGCGCUGCUCCGACCCGGAGGUGCCGCUGACAGCUGAUUUUGCCCCAGGAUGGAAGAAGAUGACAAGAAGCUUUUGGAUGACAAGCCGCUCAUGGAAGAUGACACAGAGGAGCUGGAGGACCCAGAGGUUGUGCUGGACUGUGUCCCCAGGGAGGCUGAGCAGAAGGCCGGCCUGGGAAGCUCCUGUCCAGGAAUAGAGCAGAGCAAGGACAAGCAGAAGCAGAGGUUGACUGCCCAGGAAAAAAUGCAAGCCUCCCUGCUGCGCAGGGACUUGAGCCAAGUGGACCAGCUGCAUGAAGAGAAAGACCUUUUCAUCCAGAAGACAAGGGGGGAGCUACGUGCCUGCCGCAGGAGGAUGGAACUCCUGGUCAAGCAGCAGGAGAGUGUAGCAGCCGAGAUGGCUGCAGAGAGGGCAGCCAACAACAUGGCAGCCAUGGGGCGCCUGGAGGCAGCGUCACAGCGCCUGUGCUCGGAGAUGAAGAAUGAGUGGGACCUGCAGGCGCGGAUGAUGGCGGUGCUACAGCAGAGCGAGAGUGCCCUGUGGCAGAUCGAGGUCCAGGAGGGGCAGCUAGAGGACGCCCGCAAGUCGGCCCAAGAGGAGGCUGCAGCCGCCAGGAGAGGCCUUCAGGAGCGGGCAGCCAAGCAGCUAGACCGGGAGAUGGGGGCCUCGGAGAAGGCAGAGCGGAACAGGCUGCUGCGGGCCCGGAAAUGCGUGCACCUGCAGAAGGAGCUUGGACUCCGGCAGCAGAAGCUGGUGGAGGAAGCCCAGAAGAACCACCGGAAGGCCCUGAAGUUCCUGAAGGCCUCGUUGGGGCGGAUCCGUGAGCAGGAGCAGAAGGAGGAGCUGGAGACCCGAGAGCACAUGCGCAGGCGCAUGGACGCGGUGCUGGCCCUGAAGAACAGUAUCUCUGCCAACCGGGAAACGCUCCGGAAAUUUCAAGCAUGGGGCCAAACCAAGAGAGAGCUGGAGGAACAGCAGGCCCAGGCUGAGAAGAAGGCGAUCCUGGCCCAAGGUGGGGACGCCUUCAAGCACCUGUGCCAUCAGCGCCGGCGCCAGGAGUUGGAGGCCCAGAACCGUGCCUUCGAGGAGGAGCAGAAGCGCAGGAAGCAGGAGAUUGUGAGUCGGCUCUUGAAGGAGGAGGCCGUGGAGGACCGGAGGAGGCCACGGCCUGAGCCCCCGAGACCCACAGGCCAGCGGAGCCUGAGGGACCAGACCUGGAGCUACGUGGCCACCGUCUGCGAUGGGCAGAGCACAGAGGCCCCGCCCUGCUGUCCCCUGGUGAGCACAGGACCAUGCCUGCCAGCCAAGAUCAGCACCACGGAGAGCGCCCUGGCCCCAGGACCUUUCCUCCUGGUGCUUGCGUCUGAUGCCCCACCCCCACCACCAGGGCCAUGGAUGGCAUCGAGGCUCCCUCCCAAGGCAGGCGUGUGGCAGCCUCCCCGACAAGGGUGCUGCUGGCUGGGCCCCCAGGCGUCAUUGCAUAUUGCCCCCCAGGGUCUCCACUCCUCUCAGUGCCCCUCUCCGCCCUGCCGUCCUGGGCGGCGCCCACACCUGCACCUCCUGCUGCCUCCUCGAUGUUGUCUCACACCUGCCCACCAGCCAGGUGCUCCUGCCCUUCUCUGCGGGGGGCCUUUCUCUCACCUGCAGCAACGUCAACCUCCACCCUCAUCCCUAUUCCAGCCUGAUGUCCCUGGACAGAGGCCAGGUCCAGCCCCAGAGCAGAUAAAGGAGAACAGGUCCAGAUUCUACCAGUCCUCUCUGCUGCUGACGGCCAUCUCCAGCGAGUCUGUCCAGGGGAAUGGGAGCAGCCUCGGCGGGGAGGACACACUGGCUUGGCCGGAGAUCCCCGGGCUCUGGAAGGAGGACUACAAGCCUUUCCAGGUAUCCAAGGAGGAUGUGGACCGGAAGCCGGUGGGCGGAACAAAGAUGGACAAGGACAUCCUGGCGCGGACGAUGCAACGGCUACGCAGUGGGGUGAUCCACAAACAGGUGGCAUCAGGGCGUGAGUUCAGAGGGUGCCCCUUCAACAGCAAGCCCAAGUUCAUCCACUUCAAGGACUUUGAUGUGGGCAAAGUGUACAAGAAGAAGAUCACGCUGAUCAACGCCACCUACACGAUUAACUACUGCAAGCUGGUGGGCGUGGACGAGGGCCUGCAGGACUUCAUCCACGUGGACUUUGACCCCCCAGGCCCACUAUCAGCCGGCAUGUCCUGCGAAGUGCUUGUCACCUUCAAGCCCAUGAUAAACAAAGAUCUGGAAGGAAAUGUCUCAUUUCUGGCUCAAACAGGCGGAUUUUCUGUUCCACUGAAAUGUUCAACAAAGAAAUGCUCUCUGUCCCUCGACAAGGAGCUCAUCGACUUUGGCAGCUACACAGUGGGUGAGACUGCAAUCCGGACCAUCACGCUGACCAACACUGGGGGCUUGGGCACCAGGUUCAGAUUUCUUCUGGCAUCAGAGACUUGUGAGAUGGACACCUCCCAGUCGGCCCUAAAAUUAAGUAGUAUCUUCACGUAUGAAGACAAAGGUUUUUAUGAUAAAUUCACCACCAGUUUUUCUGAGCAUCAGAUGGAGGGCAAUGAGUCAUCCCCUACAGAUGUACCAAGCCAGAAGGAGUCUGGAAAGCUGGACGUGAAGGAGCAGGAGGAGGGGCACCCCAUCGAGUCAGAGGGCGUGACCUUGACCACCAUCAUGACUAUACCUCCCAAUGAGGAACAGAUGGAGUUCUCGCUGGGAGAGACAACAGAGGGGGACAUAGGCCCCUUCAGCUCCAUCAAGGUGCCCGUCAUCUUCACCCCGAUUGUCCCGGGAACGGUCCAGAACAGUUUCAAGGUCGUGUUUAAGAAUCAGCAGUGCCCAACUUUAUAUUUCAAAGUCAUCGGCGUGGCUAUUGACGUGCCUGUCUGGGUGCUGAAGCCAAACGUGGACCUGAAGAUCUGCAUGUACGACCGGCUGUACCAGGACUCGAUCCUCGUCCACACACGGUCGAAGGCCGCCUUGCGCCUAAAGUUCGAGGUGUGCAAGGAGCUGCGAGGCCACAUGGAGCUCCUGCCUGAGACUGGCUACAUCCAGGCACUGUCGUCCUACUCAGUGCAGCUCAAGUUCCUGCCCAGACACUCCCUCCCAGAAGACGCAGGGAAGUAUUUUGACAAGGAGACCAGGGUUCUGGAGGCCCCGAUGACUAUCUGGGUGGCUGACCAGAUCAAACCCUUGGGGUUUACCGUCCAUGCUGUAGUCACCACCUCGGACCUGGAGCUCAGCCCCGCAGGGCUGGACUUUGGCUACUGUACCAUCUACGAGGCCAUCAGGACCCAAAUCAGCCUCUGCAAUCAUUCCCUCCUGCCCCAGGAGUUUGGGUUCGUCGGACUCCCCAAGUUUGUGGACAUCCAGCCCAACGACGGGUUCGGGACAAUCCUGCCACUGGAAACGCUACAGCUCGAUGUGAUCUUUCAGCCCACCAAGGCCAAGGAGUACAACUUCGAGCUCAUCUGCAAGUCAGAGAUUAACCGGUGCUUCAAGCUGGCAUGCCGGGCCGUGGGUGUCCACCCGCCCCUGGAGCUGUCCCACUACCAGAUCAAGUUUGCAGCCACCUCCUUGUACGACACAUCUGUGGCCACCCUGUACGUCAUCAACUCCCACCUGAGCAUGAACUCACUGACCCACUCCGUGCCCCGCAUUGGCUCGGAGGACGCUUUUCCUGUGGGGCCCACAUCUUUCGAGUUCCUGCUGCCCCCAGAUUCGCCCAUCACCAUCUCACCCUUGGUGGGCACUGUGUGGCCAGGAAAGAGGUGCCUGGUCCGAGUGGCCUUCCGGCCAGUUCUGCCCAGCGAGCUGAUCCACCAGGAGGCCUUCCAGGCCCUGAGCAGAAAAGCUGAGAUCAAAUCGUCCCAAAAGGAGACGGUCACCCAGAGGAAGGACCAGCGGAGACCAUCUUUCUCCAUGCUGCGGCUGCAGAACCAAGACCGGCUGCUCCAGGCCUCAGCCUCCCAGCCCCCGGAGGUGCAGAAGGAGGACCUCGCAUCCAGCUCUCAAGAGUACCAGUCGGCACAGGCCUCCCUGACCAGGUCUUUCCAGGGGAAGUUUGACAAGUUUGUGGUCCCCUGUGUUGUUGCUAGUGGUGACACCAAAGACCGGAAGGGGACAGAACCGCUGAGCUUCAGUCCCCACAACACGCUGUACCUGGAGCUGUGGUGUCCAGCGGUGGCACCAUCUAUCGUGGUGACGUCUGACAAAGGCAAGACCAUCAUUAACUUCGGCGACAUCGCUGCAGGACACCGGGGCAUAAAGAAGGUCUCCAUCCAGAACAUCUCCCCUGAGGAUCUCGACCUGGAGUACUCCGUGCUAAACCCCGAUGGCCCUUUCGUCCUGCUGAACCCUACCAUCAGGUUACCCUCCGGCGAGACCCAGGUCCUAGAUCUGUCCUUCUCCCCACGUGAGAGUGUCCUGGCCCAAGAAACACUGGACAUCAUCACCAAGAAAGGCACGCUCUCCCUGGCCCUCAUGGGCACAGGUGUGGCGUCCACAAUCACAUGCUCCAUUGAAGGUGAUGUCCUCAACAUGGGCUACGUGAUCGCCAGAGAGUCUGUCUCCUUGGGCUUCAAGCUGCAGAACAACUCCCUGCUGCCCAUCAAGUUCUCCAUGCAGCUGGACAGCCUCUCCUCCAGGAGCAGAGACCAGCACCGCCUGCCACAGUUCCUGGCCUCACCUGACCAGAGGACGGAAGUUGUGGGCACGCAGAACUACAGUGGCCAGAGUGUGUUCAGUGUGGUCCCGGUCGAGGGCAUCAUGGAGCCUGGCAAGGCUCAGGACUUCACUGUGACCUUCAGCCCAGACCACGAAAGCCUGUACUUCUCUGACCGGCUGCAGGUCGUGCUCUUUGAAAAGAAAGUGUCCCACCACAUCCUUCUGAAGGGCGCAGCCCGCGAGCACAUGAUGUUCGUGGAGGGCGGAGACCCCCUGGAUGUGCCUGUGGAGUCCCUGACCGUGAUCCCUGCCUUUGACCUGGAGCACAGAGAGGGUGAACCUCCGCCAGGCCCUCCCUCUCCAGAAGCUGAGGAGCUAAAGCCCAUCCUGGUGACCCUGGACUACGUGCAGCUGGACCCAGACACCCAGGCCCCACCUGCCACCCGAGAACUUCAGGUGGGCUGCAUCCGGACUACCCAGCUGUCCGCAAAGAAGACUGUUGAGUUCAGCAUGGACAACAUCGCAGCCCUGCAGCACAAGGGCUUCACCAUUGAGCCCUCCAAAGGCUCUGUAGAGCGCGGCCAGACCAAGGCCAUCAGCAUCUCCUGGACGCCACCCAUCGAUUUUGAUCCGGACCACCCACUCAUGGCAUCGGCCCUGCUGCAGCUCAGGGGGGAUGUGAAGGAGACCUACAAGGUCCUCUUUGUAGCCCAGGUGGUGACCGGCCCCUGAGGCCACAGGAGUCUCUCCACAGAGCCCCCUGAUCUUCCUGCCACCCUCGAAGCCCUCCCCUGGUCUGUGGAACAGGCCAAACCACCCAGGGGCCUGGGACCUGGGCAGUUUCAAAAGGGCAGCCUCCUGCAUGGCCCCCCAGGGCACUCCUGCUGUCCUGUCCCAGCCCCACGUCAGAACCAGCCAAGAGGCCAGUCCUGACCACAGCCUGCUCCCAGCCUGAGCCCUGAGGGUCCCCAGCCCUACCAGCACCCACCCAGCCUUUCAAGGUCCUCGUGGGUAACAGCUGCCACUGCAGACCUGUCAAUAAACCCCGUGUGAA